This is a messenger RNA of Hermetia illucens (black soldier fly), 1346 nucleotides long. It is a transcript of the gene Ubc2, whose product is annotated as ubiquitin-conjugating enzyme E2-24 kDa. The transcript has 5 exons. The record is from RefSeq and is a predicted model, not a curated record. Gene Ontology annotation, biological process: protein polyubiquitination. Gene Ontology annotation, molecular function: ubiquitin conjugating enzyme activity. Lineage: Eukaryota; Metazoa; Arthropoda; Insecta; Diptera; Stratiomyidae. Gene Ontology annotation, cellular component: nucleus. Bases 499 to 1104 code for a protein of 201 amino acids.
GGAUUGGAAGGUCUCUUUUGCGCGCAUUGGAUGGAUACGUGGUUUGUAUGUGUUGGUCGUGAAGAACAUUCGGUCGCAAGAAGACGGGAGCAUUCAGGCCGGAGUGAAUAGCGAAAAUCCUGACAAAGUACGCAAGUACUUUAUCCGAAAGUGAGAAAAAUCGCGACCUGAGGGUUGGAAGCUGUGAAAAUUGUGUAGCUAGUCUUUCGCGAAAAUCUGGGCGAGCUUUGUUGGAGUUGUGCGUGGUCCGGCGCUGAACCUCUUGGCAGUUCUGCGUGAUUGUUUUUGGUCGGACCGCUAUUUGUCGAUUGUCGUUGCGGAAUCGUGGUCGUUCGUUGCGGCCAACAAAAUUGGCUUGUCGAGAGCGUUUGUUUGUUCCUGGAUUUGCCGGGUCUGAGAGGAAUAUUUUGACUGUCACCGAGUUUCUGCGAGUUGUCGGCAGCCGAGUUCGCAGCGUGUGAUUUAUUUUCGAAUCGACUGUUUUACACUUUUUGAAUAAUGUCUUCGAGCGCAGGCUCAAGUAGUGGUGGAGGAAGUGGAAGAGGUCGUAGUGGCAAUGGAUCGACGAACGGGGGGCCGAAUGCAGCAACAUCACCAAACGACGCUAAACCUGAUGCUAAGGAUACAAAGCCGAAUCCGAAAAUAUCAAAAGCUCUGGGCACUUCGGCAAAACGCAUUCAAAAGGAGUUAGCUGAGAUAACACUGGAUCCCCCGCCCAAUUGUAGCGCUGGCCCAAAAGGAGAUAAUUUAUAUGAAUGGGUGUCAACAAUUCUUGGACCGCCUGGUUCGGUUUACGAGGGUGGUGUAUUUUUUCUAGAUAUACAUUUUUCUCCAGAAUAUCCAUUUAAACCUCCGAAGGUUACAUUUAGGACUAGGAUAUAUCACUGCAAUAUAAAUAGUCAAGGCGUUAUCUGCUUGGAUAUUCUUAAAGACAAUUGGUCACCUGCUUUGACCAUAUCAAAAGUACUUUUAUCGAUUUGUUCCCUUUUGACUGAUUGCAAUCCUGCCGAUCCUCUUGUUGGAAGUAUUGCUACGCAAUAUCUGCAAAACAGGGAAGAACAUGAUAGAAUCGCUCGACUGUGGACAAAGAGGUAUGCAACGUGAUUUUCCUCUCAGGGAAGUGAACAUUUCUUUUUUAAAGAAAAAAUAUUAUACAAGUAUAAUUAUCCUAUAUUAUAAUUAAUAUAAACUUAUCAAUAAAAAUUUAACAAAAAAUUACGAAAAGUAAAAGAUAAAUCAUCCUAAUAAAGAAAGAAACGAAUAAAAUGUAUGAUUUCAAAGGAAGUAAAUGAGUUUUGGCUCAAAUGUAUAUAAUGUAUUAAUAUAUGUAUUAAUGUAGUGUAUAA